CAACAAACCCUAGUCUUUUAUUCCACACUCUCUCUCUGUGCUUUCUCCAUCUGAAGCCCCAACAAAAUGGCCUCGCGAAGGCUUUUAUCCUCUCUCGCCCGGUCCUCCGUCCGCCGGGCGCCGUCCAAAUCUUCGAUCUCAACGCCGAACCCGAGGGUCGCAUCCCCAUCUCCGUCUUCCCGAUCCGCUUCUCCCUGCGGCUAUCUCCUUAACCGCGUCGCUCAGUACGCGACCGCCGCCGCGGCCGAGCCCCAGACGGUUUCAGCGUCUCCGAAGAGCAAGGAUUCCGGGAAGGGAAAAAUCACCGACGAAUUCACCGGGAAAGGCUCGAUCGGGCAGGUGUGCCAGGUGAUCGGAGCCGUCGUCGAUGUGAGGUUCGAGGAGGGGCUUCCCCCGAUCUUGACCGCGCUUGAGGUGCUGGACAACUCGAUCCGGUUGGUGCUCGAGGUGGCUCAGCACUUGGGUGAGAGCAUGGUCAGGACCAUUGCUAUGGAUGGGACUGAGGGGCUUGUGAGAGGACAGCGCGUGCUCAACACCGGUUCUCCGAUCACUGUUCCUGUUGGAAGGGCUACCCUUGGGCGUAUCAUGAACGUCAUUGGAGAGCCCAUUGACCAUAGAGGCGAUAUCAGCACCGAUCACUUUCUGCCCAUUCACAGAGAAGCUCCUGCCUUUGUUGAGCAAGCAACGGAGCAGCAGAUCCUUGUUACUGGAAUCAAGGUCGUCGACCUUCUUGCUCCCUACCAAAGAGGAGGAAAGAUUGGGUUGUUCGGUGGUGCUGGUGUUGGAAAAACUGUGCUUAUUAUGGAACUUAUCAACAACGUUGCUAAGGCUCACGGUGGUUUCUCUGUGUUUGCUGGUGUUGGAGAACGUACUCGCGAGGGUAAUGACUUGUACAGGGAAAUGAUUGAGAGUGGUGUCAUUAAGCUAGGUGAAAAGCAGGCUGACAGCAAAUGUGCUCUAGUGUAUGGCCAAAUGAAUGAGCCCCCUGGUGCUCGUGCUCGUGUUGGUUUGACUGGGCUCACUGUGGCUGAACACUUCCGUGAUGCUGAAGGGCAAGAUGUGCUUCUAUUUAUUGACAAUAUUUUCCGAUUUACCCAAGCAAACUCAGAGGUGUCUGCUUUGCUUGGUCGUAUCCCAUCUGCUGUCGGAUAUCAACCUACUUUAGCUACUGAUCUUGGGGGUCUUCAGGAGCGUAUCACAACUACCAAGAAGGGUUCCAUCACUUCUGUCCAAGCUAUUUAUGUGCCUGCUGAUGACUUGACAGAUCCUGCUCCUGCCACUACCUUUGCUCACUUGGAUGCCACAACUGUGCUGUCACGACAGAUCUCUGAGCUUGGUAUCUACCCUGCUGUGGAUCCUCUUGAUUCAACAUCUCGUAUGCUCUCCCCUCAUAUUUUGGGUGAGGAACACUACAACACUGCUCGUGGUGUCCAGAAGGUUCUUCAGAACUACAAGAAUUUGCAAGAUAUUAUUGCUAUUUUGGGGAUGGAUGAGCUUAGUGAAGAUGAUAAGUUGACUGUUGCCCGUGCUCGUAAGAUCCAACGGUUCUUGAGCCAGCCGUUCCAUGUUGCAGAAGUUUUCACUGGUGCCCCUGGAAAAUACGUGGAGUUGAAAGAAAGCAUUACCUCCUUCCAGGGAGUGUUGGACGGAAAGUACGAUGACCUUCCAGAACAGUCGUUCUACAUGGUUGGAGGUAUUGAGGAGGUCAUUGCCAAGGCAGAGAAGAUUUCCAAGGAGUCUGCUGCUUAAUCAUCUUUUCUGUUGUUUUAUCUUGAUAACUGCGAAAACCCGAAAUAAUUUAGAUGCCGCUGGCAUUGCCAAGCAAACAGGAUUUUCUUUUUUGAGGCAAAACUGUAUGAGCAUUUCCCGUUUCAGAUUUAAGCAUAUUGCAGCAGGGUGUGAGAGAGAAAUGGUGCCAAUGGGCCUAUCCCCUUCUUUUUUUCUCUUGUUCAAUAAGGGGAAGGAAAAGAAAGAGGACGACGCGUGUAUAUUGUUCUUUUUUUUUUUUAAUUUUUUGUUCCUGUUCAAAUUUAAAACGUUUGAAUUUCGAUGCAACUAUGAUUGUUAAGUUGUAAACCCCCGUCUUUCGUGUUAA
Messenger RNA from Pyrus x bretschneideri (Chinese white pear), 2095 nucleotides. Its product is annotated as ATP synthase subunit beta, mitochondrial. Gene Ontology annotation, biological process: proton motive force-driven mitochondrial ATP synthesis; proton transmembrane transport. Bases 67 to 1749 code for a protein of 560 amino acids. The transcript has 9 exons. The record is from RefSeq and is a predicted model, not a curated record. Lineage: Eukaryota; Viridiplantae; Streptophyta; Magnoliopsida; Rosales; Rosaceae. Gene Ontology annotation, molecular function: ATP hydrolysis activity; ATP binding; proton-transporting ATP synthase activity, rotational mechanism.